AUGUUGCGUGUGAAGGGCAAAAUUCGGGGGCAAGUGGGCCCCCUCAGGAGGCACUACACGAACAACAGCCGUGGAAUGUUGAAGGAGUACGUUUACACAAAGUAUCGUAUAAGUCUGCCACACAUUAGCAAUGUAAAGUAUGACGACUUGUAUCUCUCUCAACCGAGCAAAGAUGAACUCUAUACAUUCACCAAGAAGGUUCCCAUAUUUCUGCGUUACUUAAAGUUGAUAACCUCAAUGGAAAAUCGGAAUGACGACUUUGUACAGUUCGCCAAGAGAUGCGAAAGUGGACUCACAACAGAAAAGGAUAUCUACCUAACGAAGCAGGAAUUACUAGAUGUUAUGUUCGUAAACGGAUACUCGAAAAAAGAAAUAAACGCACUAGAUUUAGCAUUUACAAAUACCUAUGAAUUCCAUUAUCCAGAAAUUGCCGCCUUGUUCAAAUUGGAAGAAGAAGAUGUAUACAAAUUUUGCCUGAAAAAGAGGAGUGAAAAUCCAGAGAAAUUAUUUCACUUGAAAUUUCUGAAAGAGAAAAAUAUGCUAUCAUCAUAUGGCCUUAUAUUUGUUUUCCUGUACUUUGGCCUAAAUAACGUCGUGUUGAGUAACGCUUGGUUUUUAUCCAAGACCAUCCCCUUCUUUUCCGUCUUCUACAUGCUAGCUUCUCAUUUUUAUAAAGACAUUUGGAACUUUUUAAAUAAAGAAAAGAAACUGAUGAUAGAACAAAAUGAGGAGAAGAAACUCGCCGCAGAGGAAAUUUUAUAUAACCAACUGAAACUGUACUCGAAGGAUACGGAGUGCAGUGCCAACCUCACGCACUUCAAACAAUACUGUAGUGAACUCAUUAAGAAUUACAGACGAGCCUACAUAAAUGAAGAAAGGAAAAGAAUUCACGAUCAGCUGGAAAAAAAACUGAACGAAAUAUACAACGCAGAAAUCAAGUAUAAAAACUCACUUCAGCAAAUCCUUGUUCAAGAAAUACUUAAAAUGACAUAUCAAAAAGUGGAGAGCGACCCCAACUUUUAUAACUCCAUCCUUCAUGAUAGUAUCAACAAUAUUAAGGGAAUUACGAAAGACGACACCCUAAUAAAACACGUACAGAAACAGUUAAGUUUUGUCAAAGAACUAGACAAACAAAACCCCCUUGUUAAAAAUAUCCUUGCCCAGUAUGAACUUACCAAGGAAGGAUAUGUAAACCAAUUCGUGGUUCACAAGGAGGAAGCCAACAAAGUCAAGGCCAUCAUUUCGAAGUGUGGACUUGAUUUGAACAAAUUGAAUAAAGAAGACUACGGAGAACUCCUCAAAUUGUACGUUGCUAUAAAUAACCGCUUUGGUUUCUACACUAAUGAGGAGGAAAUCUCUGGCAUCGUGCCUCGGGACGAGGAGUCCAAACACACCGCGGACAGCGUCAACCGGGCCAUCGCCGAAGCCAACCGCCAGGCGCGCGAGCGCAAUUUGGUUGCCUUCAUGCAGGCCUUCCAGUAG
Messenger RNA from Plasmodium knowlesi strain H, 1482 nucleotides. RefSeq lists its product as uncharacterized. NCBI's taxonomy places the organism in Eukaryota, Apicomplexa, Aconoidasida, Haemosporida, Plasmodiidae. The transcript has a single exon. The coding region runs from base 1 to 1482 and encodes 493 amino acids. The record is from RefSeq and is a predicted model, not a curated record.